Hemicordylus capensis (graceful crag lizard) is the source of this 6384-nucleotide messenger RNA. Its product is annotated as protein cornichon homolog 2. The coding region runs from base 903 to 2750 and encodes 615 amino acids. Gene Ontology annotation, biological process: vesicle-mediated transport; regulation of AMPA receptor activity. The record is from RefSeq and is a predicted model, not a curated record. NCBI's taxonomy places the organism in Eukaryota, Metazoa, Chordata, Lepidosauria, Squamata, Cordylidae. Gene Ontology annotation, cellular component: dendrite; synapse. The transcript has 7 exons.
UACAGGGUAGGGGUGCGCGCGCGCGCAGAGAGAGACCGGCAGCUGCGCGGCGAGAGGCGCGCGGGGCACCUGUAUGUGCGCGCGCAGGCAGAGGCAGGUGCCGGUGCGAGGAGGAGCGGAGGCAAAGGGGGUGCGCCGCCAGCCAGCCCCCGCGCGAGCGGCGAGGAGGAGGAGGAGGAGGAGGAGGAGGAAGGCGGGCGGGAUGUGGCGCCGCGCGGCAGCCCGUCUCUCUCUCUGCGCGUGAUGCCCCCCUGCGUGUGCCGCCGCCGCCGCGCCCCCGAAGAAGAGCAGCCGUAGGGAGAGAGCGGGAGGGCGAGAGGCGCGCGCGCGCCCCGCUGGCGCAGAGAGCGGCCGGCGCUCCCCUCAGCGCGCUGUCUGCGCCCAGCCCCGCUGCCCCGCGUCCGCCACGCCGCCGUCUUCUCUGCCUCUCGGAGGAGGACGCCCCGUCGAGGAGCGAGCGAGCCGGGGCCGCCCCUUUCUGCUGCUGCUGCUUCUCCCCGCCCCUGGCCGGCGGCGGCGCCGGCUGCCGCCUGCUGCUCCCCCGCUGCGCUCCUCGCCCGGGCGGCGCCUCCUCCUCGACAGGCGGCGGCGGCGGCGGCGGCGGCGCUAGCGGAGCAGCAGCAGGAGCAGGAGGAGGCGGGGGUCGUGGCGGGGCUGCCGGCCGCCCUGCCUGGAGCCGCCCCCUCAGCCCGGACCCUCGCCUGGACGGCGCGCCCUGCCUGCCCCAUGGCGAAGUAGCCGGCGGCAGCAGCAGCAGCAGCAGCAGCCGCCCUAGCCCUGCUCGGUGGGCGAGGAGGAGGAGGAGGAGGAGAGGGGGCUUCUGCCGCCGCCGCCGAGGGGCGCCCCGCGGAGCCAGAGAGGCAGGCGGGCACCCCGAGUCCUUCCUCGCCGCCGCCGCCGCCAUGGCCUUCACCUUCGCCGCCUUCUGCUACAUGCUGACUCUGGUCCUCUGCGCUUCGCUCAUCUUCUUCGUCAUCUGGCAUAUCAUCGCCUUUGACGAGCUGCGGAUGGACUUCAAGAACCCCAUCGACCAGGGCAACCCGGCCAGGGCAAGAGAGAGAUUGAAAAACAUUGAACGCAUCUGCUGCCUCUUGAGAAAGCUCGUGGUUCCAGAAUAUUCCAUUCAUGGUCUUUUCUGCCUGAUGUUUCUCUGUGCAGCCGAAUGGGUGACUUUGGGUCUCAACAUCCCACUGCUUUUCUACCACUUAUGGAGGUACUUUCACCGCCCGGCAGAUGGCUCGGAGGUGAUGUAUGAUGCCGUCUCCAUCAUGAACGCAGACAUCUUAAACUAUUGCCAGAAGGAGUCAUGGUGCAAACUGGCCUUUUACCUGUUGUCAUUCUUCUAUUACUUGUACAGUAUGGUUUAUACGCUGCAACGGCCCCUCAAGCAGUCUCUGAGCAGUUCCCUCUGCCGGGAGUCCCACUGGAAAUGCCUGGUCCUCACCCUGCUGAUGUUCGGCUGCUUUGGCGUCAUGGGCUGGUGCCGCCUCUCGACGGUGACCCGCAUCACCUAUGACGGCUCCUACCAGGGGGCCACGGCCAUCUACCACGACAGCCCGUGCUCCAACGGGUACAUCUACAUCCCGCUGGCCUUCCUGGGCAUGCUGUACGUGGUCUACCUGGUGGAGUGCUGGCACCGCUUCGCCAAGGGCCAGAUGCAGCACCGGGUGGACACGGCCAGCGUCUACGAGAAGGUCCAGCGCAUGCAGCAGGCCACGCCCUGCAUCUGGUGGAAAGCCGUCGGCUACCACUACAUCCGCCGCACCCGGCAGGUCACCCGCUACCGCAACGGGGACGCCUACACCACCACCCAGGUCUACCACGAGCGGGUCAACACCCACGUGGCCGAGACCGAGUUCGACUACUCGGGCCACGGGGUGAAGGACGUCUCCAAGGAGCUGCUGGGGCUCUCCGACUACCCCGUCACCAAGCUGCGCUUCACCAAAUGCUUCAGCUUCGCCUCCGGGGAGGCCGAGGCGGCCUACCUGACCCAGCGGGCCCGCUUCUUCGGCGAGAACGAGGGCCUGGAUGACUACAUGGAGGCCCGCGAGGGGAUGCACCUCAAGAACGUGGACUUCAAGGAGCACAUGAUGGUCUUCCCGGACCCCCGGCGCCCGCCGUGGUACACCCGCCGCUGGGUCUUCUGGCUGGCCUCUUUCCUCCUCCUCUCCUGGCCGCUGCGGGUCCUGGCCGAGUACCGCAUGGCCAACGUGCACUACCACGUGGAGAAACUCUUCGGGGCGGACGACGGGCCCAGUCCGCUGGACACCGCCGGGGGCUACGGGCCCCGCCGCAUCUCGCGGGUCAACACGGUGGACAUGACGGAGCUGGAGUGGCACAUCCGCUCCAACCAGCAGCUGGUGCCCAGCUACUCCGAGGCGGUGCUCAUGGACUCCACCGUGGUGGCCGGCGCGGCCUACCUCCGCAGCUGCCAGCGGUGCCGCCGGACCGUCAGCAGCAACUCGCUGCCCUCACGGGGCACCCGGGCCCUCUACGCGCGCCUGCCCUUCAGCUGCAGCCGCUUCUCGCUGGGCGGGGCGCGCCGGUGCGGCGGCGGCAUCCUCCGCAGCCUGAGCGGGGGCCACGUGGGGGGCGGCGUCGGCGGCGUCGAGACGGAGCCGCUGGAGAGCCCCCCCUGCUACCAAGACGCCCUCUACUUCCCCGUGCUGAUCGUCCACGGCGGGGAGGGCUGCCACCGCAACGGCCAGAGGCAGGGCCCCGCGGGGAGGGCCUCGGGGACCCCGCUGUGACCCCCGGGGGGGGGAGAGGGCCGUGGAGGUUGACGCCCCGCUUUUCCGUCCACAGGGUCGGGGACCGGCCGCGGGAGGGGAUGCCCCCGGAGCAGCCCCUAACCUGGUUCGCCGAGCCCCCUCCCCAAGUUCCUGCUCUGAGGAAGAUGGAAGACCACUCCUCACCCACCCACCCACCCACCCACCCCGCCCGCCUUUUGCAAAUUAAGUGCCCGAUCCAUCCCCCGCAACGCCCCAGAAGAGGGAGUUUUUGCAAGUCUUCGGAGAACCAGAGCUGGGAAGGGUGGUCUCUUGAGUGGGAAGGGGUGGUUUUUGUGGGGCAAGCGGGGGAGCGCUGUGGGGGUCACGGCAGCCCCAUGUCCUGACCACGAUCAAUUCUGCUUCUGGAGUCUGGAUUUUUUUUAAAAAAAACAACAACUAGGUGCUGUUCAUGCUUCCACAGUCCCGAGGGCUACGUCAGAAUGUUGAUCUCCUGUGCCAGAUUUUGGAGCUUCUGCUCUCACUGUGGAUGGAGGGGUGUGUGUGUGUAUCCCUCAUUGGCCCUUUGUUGCACUGGGGGGGGAUUCCCCCCCCCAGGGCUUGGAUGGGAAGUGGGCCGCCACAUCCUUGACGGCAUGAGGCUGCAUGCCUCGUAACCGCUUUGUGACAGGUCGAAAUGAAAAAAAGUGAGGGUGCCCCCACCACCAGAUGCCACCUGCCAUUAAAAAUGAGAAUUUAAAAAAAUCACCAGUCCCCUAUUGGCAGCUUUGUGGAGGAUACAGUCUUUCCUACAUGGCCAUGAGCCAUCCUGAUAGCUGAACAGAGCCUCCCUCUUCAGGAGCAGACUUCUCUAUGAGUGUCGGUUGAGCAGGGGGCAGAGAGCCAGCAAGGGUUAGGUCGUUGCUUCCGGCUGGCCACCCUUGGCAGCAAGAGCGCCGGGCUGCUUUGGUCUGAUCUGGCUGCAGGGCUGCUGUUCUCCGUGGUUGUUAGUGAUGCUAGCUAAGCAGAGCCUCCAUGUUCGGAAGCAGUCUACCCCUGGAUGUGAGGUGCUCGGAGCCAAGACAGCAGGGGAAGGCUGGCCAGCAUGAGGGACAGGAGGACUGUUCUGUUCUGUGCUUCCAGAAUCAGCUCCGCGCUUCCAGUCAGGGAAAGGGGGUCCCUUUUUCCUGAUUGCUUCUUGGUCAGAGUCCACAUUUCAUGCAGAAUUCGUGAACCCAAAAACAGGAGGCGGCGGCGGCGGCGGCGGUGGUGGUGGUGGAGGAGGAGGAAAUCCUCCAAAGCAGAACUGAAUGAUCUCAAGAAUUCUGUGGGACCCUUAGGCCUGCAGCGGUGUGGCCCUUGGCAGAGCUGGGGUUGAAACAGGUGGAAACAAGUUGAAGGGCUGAUACUAAACCAAGAUGGAGAAAGCUUGCAGUGGGUGACCCAGAGCUCCGCUCUCAGGCCCUCCAUGGCUGCUUCUAGAAAGGUUGCCAACGCUCCAGGACUGGCUCGGAGUUUCCAGAAAUCGGCAUCCAUGUCUAGGUGACUCCUGGAGGUUUUCAGGACUUAGUAUUGUGGGAAAUGUUGGGAUAGUAUUUGGGAUGUCCAGAUACGGCCGGGAAGAGGGAUGCCGACCUUCCACGGUUGGCAGUCAGCAGCAUCCGUCUCCAGGUAACCCUUGGAAGCAACCUUGGAGACUGGAAUGGCUUGAGAAUGAGAAAAAUAUUGGCGAGCGGGCGGGGAAGAGAUAGGAAAGAAUGCAAACCUCUGGGGAUAGCUGCAGUCUGUGUUGGCAAUGGCAACCCUAUUUGCACAGAAUAGGCUGGAACACUCUGUCCGCACUGCAGUCUGGAAUUGGUUUUGUCAAGUUUGUUAGGCCAUGGUGGAUAAAGAACCAGGUCGAGAGACAGGAGAUACAGGUUUCAGUGGAGAUAAAGAAAAAGUUCAUCUUGUGGGAGGCACAUGGUGUGGAGAAAGUGGUCAGCGGAUAUUCAGGACAGACCAAAGAGCGGACUUCUUCACCGGUGUUCCCUUCUAACAGGGAUCCCCAGAUGUGGUUGACUACAACUCCCAGAAUCCCCCGCUGCAGUUGCCUUUGGCUUGGGAGUUAUGGGAGUUGUAGUCAACCACAUCUGGGAAUCCCUGUUCGAGGGAACACUGUUCUCCACCUCAUUGAUUUGUGUGUAGUCAGUGUGUUGAAUUUGCCGCUAGCACAUGGCCACUCGCUUUGCAAAGGGAUGAGACAAGUUCACAGUGGAAUUGGACAAGUCAUGCCUGGUGUGGAGAAAGUGGAGAGAGAGAAAUUCUUCUCCCUCUCACAUAACACCAGAACUAGGGGUCAUUCCAUGAAACUGAUGGCUAGGAGAUUUAGGACCAACAAACGGAAUUACCUUUUUCGCACAACACAUAAUCAGCUUGUGGAACUCUCUGCCACAAGAUGUGGUGACAGCCAACAACCUGGAUGGCUUUAAGAAGGGUUUGGAUCACUUCAUGGAGGAGAGGUCUAUCAAGGGCUACUAGUCGGAGGGCUAAAGGCCACCUCCAGCCUCAAAGGCAGGAUGUCUCUGAGUACCAGUUGCUGGGGAGUAAUGGCAGGAGAGAGGGCACACCCUCAACUCCUGUCUGUGGCUUCCAGCAGCAUCUGGUGGGCCACUGUGCGAAACAGGAUGCUGGACUCGAUGGGCUCCCUUGGGCCUGAUCCAGCAGGGCUGUUCUUAUGUUCUUAUGUUGGUGGCCAUUGCUUGUGAUGGUAAAUGGAACCUCUAGGCCCAGGAACAGUCUACCCCGAGGAACAAACAGAAGAGGGGGAGUUGACUUCAGGCACUCCUUCUGGGCUUCCUGAAAGCAUUCUGGCCUGUGGAGGGGCACUGUGAAAAGCAAAAUACUUCAGUCUGCUCCUCUAGGGGGCUCUCCAUACAUAAACAGCUCUUCCUCUUUCUUCCCUGGGAACCCUGAGAACUGGGGUUGUGUGAAUGUGGUUAGCCUAAUUCUCAGCACCCUCACCAAAUUUCCGUUCUCCGGGGUGGGGUGGGGCAGAAGCCAGAGUGCUCCCACUCGAUACCGGCUGGAAAUAAUUUUGCAGUGCCAAUGCACCCUCCAUCAAAGAAGAUCCAGAGGAAAGCUGUUCGCUGGGGUUGUGUCCCUUUGUCCUUUUAAGGGUCUUGGCUGGGGCGUCGCACUCAGUCCUGACCCCGGAGUCGCUUCGGGAGGAUUUUCACACUUCAGACUUUGGGGUUGCAGCUUAUUCCCCACACAGUCUGCCAUUUCUUCUUGGACUGUGCCCUGCACAGACUGAAAUCCUCUCCUCUAUGAAAAACACACGUGUCUUUAAAGAGAGGAGGUGUGGAUCAGGGCCAGGGUCCAGUGAGUGUGCUCCAUUUCUGUGUGCUCAUGGUCUCGAUUCUUCUGCGCUUACUGGGGAAGGAGGAACAAAAAGACCCCUGACCCUCCUCCCUUCCUCUCUCUCUCUCUCUCUCUCCGCCCCCCCCCAUGAAUGACUUGGGGGGCAGCAUUUAAAAGAGACGCAGUUGUGCAGUGUAAAUGAGGAGAGUGGGGCAAACCCAGAGGGGGUCUGGGGUGGGGGUGGUGACGCUGGGAUUGGACCCACUGACAGUGAGAUGAAAUAAAAUAAACUUGUCGUCCCUUGCUCACGGGACAAUAAAGCUCUUUCAAGGUG